Molecule: messenger RNA, 6083 nt
Organism: Apis laboriosa (Himalayan honeybee)
Lineage: Eukaryota; Metazoa; Arthropoda; Insecta; Hymenoptera; Apidae
Gene: Amun
Exons: 4
Coding region: 3560-4561 (333 amino acids)
Source: RefSeq, a predicted model, not a curated record
UAGAAAUAAAAAAGGAAUAGGAUUUUGAAAUUUGAAAUAAUAUUUUGUUUAUAUUCUGAAAUUCGCUAUAUUCUAAAAAUUCGAAAUAAAAAGAAUAUCAUCUAGAAAAAUGUAAUUGUUCAAAUGAUAUGUUUCUUAGAUGUUUUGAGGUUAGGAUAGCAAUUUGUAAUUUCCCAGUUUCGAAAGAUUCUCUGUAAGUUUCUUCGUUCUUGCUGUGCAGAAACAACGACAAUGGAAAGUUACCGAAGCGCAAGCGCUCGCUCGGCACUUUCCACCAGUACACUUGACUGACUAUACAGCUAUACGGUAUAUCGGUAGUAGUAAUGCUGACAUUGGUAGUGAGCCGUUCGCUAUGGUACUCAUGGACUGGCAGCGAAGCGAGAUCUCCCGACGAUAUAGACUAUACACGAAUACACCAGUAUCGUUGACUAACACUUACUUGCGAAUGAUUACACAGCAACACACUAUCGCAUAGCAUAGCAUGGAUGUACGACGGUGUAAGGGUAUAUUAGAUUACAAAGAACGUCCGUUCUCUUACGUCUAUGUACAUAUAUGCACACGUAUAGCAGAAACAAACCCUUAUACGCGAUAUAUAUAUAUAUAUAACAAAAAAAGUUUUGAAGAAAAAAACAUAAUUUUCUUGCUUAUAAUUUUGUACAACAAUCGCGGACAGUAGCAAGAAAAAAAUAAAGAAAUGCAAAAUUAACAGAUUGUGAGGACAACAGUUAUUUCACUAAUUCAAAAAUUUAAAUAGUAAAUUUUACAAAUUUUGCUUGAUAUGAAAAAGAUUAAAAAUUAUUAUUAUAAUAAUAUAUUAUUGUAAAAAAAAUACCAAUCCUAUGAUAUAGUUUUUUUAAUUAAAUUUCAAGUUGCCGUCGAUUCGCGAAACGAUUAUUUAAGCUCGUAAGCACGGAAGUACAGCGCAUGUCGUCGCAUUUACAAAAUUGUGAAAUCGCUCGUUUCGCAACAGCUCCGGCAUCCGUCUCGUGAUUUUCCUCCACAAGCAUAAAAAAACACGUUUAUCCCCCUCUACACUUUACAAUCGUCCAAUCAUCGUCCUUUCAGGAGUUCAAAGCAUGUAGACUUUUUCAAAAUGUUCGUAUCCCACAAGGGUUGCAAGAGUCUUCUUACCGCAUAUGCCCUUUUGUGCGUAUUCGAGCCACUUCUGGCGCAUGUAUAUCCGUAGCCGUGACGCGUUGCACACAAACUCCGCCCUGUGUACACAUGCCGUCAACCCACACCAUUUAAUCUUGCUCAGUAUAGAGUAUGACGGUGUGAUCACGUAAAGCGCGCACACGAUGGUAUCGAAGUUGUGUUAGAGCACACAGUGUGUGCCAGCCGUGGUACGGCACCACUGGCGCGCCUCUACCCCGGCUUUAGCAUCGAUUUCCAGUCGGACGACCCAGCGCGAUCGAGCGAACGGUGCGCGCCUUCACGAGGAGGUAUCGAGCGCGUCCGCUGCUCGUGAGAGUCUACGAAGAGGGGUCGCGCGAGAAAUAAUACAGUUUGUCGUCAAAACGAAUUUCACAACGAUGAAAUAUUAUAUAUGAUAAAAUGCAUUUCACAUUACUUCUAUUUCUUCGUUUUACGUAUUAGGAAAAAUAGAUCAGAAAUAAAAGAGAAAUAGAGAUAUAUAGAAGGCUAGGAGAGAGAAAGAGAGAGAGGGGAAAUGAGUGGGAGCGGAUCUAUGUAGAGGGGAGAUAGGGUCGGGCGCUUUAGUGGUGGUGCAGAGUCCCGAGAGGUAAGAGGAAAAGGGGACGAGCAGAAGGCAGCGAAGGCGCUGCCCUCAGUCGGUCGGCCGUUUCACUACAGUCAGUAUACAGUGAGAGCAAACGAUUGGCUAUACGUGGUCUUUGCUUAAGCGCGCACUACACUCCGUGUGUUCCCGUUUUUCGAGUGAAGGCUUCGAGCUUCGUUCUGCCCGCUCUUUCGCUCGCUCGGUCGGUCGGUCGUGAGUAUGCGCGCGCGCACUCACACGCGCUCAACCAAAUAGGCAGACAGAGAGACACAGUGUGAGGAGUCGUGCAGAGACAGGCGCGCGUACAUAGCCAUCGAACGUGGUGAUUCGUACGGAGGUGGACGUGUGAUAGAGUUAAACCGAGGCCAUUUCUCGCGAAGGAAAAAGACAGCGGCCGUUCAUCGCUGUCCUUGUUGUCUUCAUCAUCAUCACCGUCAUCUUUGUCGUCGAUGAGAUCGUCAACGGGAUUUUGUCGACGCUUCAGCGUGAAAUUUUUCUGCUUGACUCGAAGGUAUAUAAACAAUUAUAUGAGAACCGUCCAUACAACAAGUCCUGGCAAACACGAGAAUCAAAAACAAUCGUGAGUAAAUAGAGCGAAAAGGGGGUACGUACCCUUACGGAACUCGCGUGUAUAGUCGCGCGGACGAUUGAAGUACGCUAGAAGCCGUGUGUAUUCCGAGAGUUCUACUAUAGAUGUGUGAGUACGAAGAGUACUAAGAGGUGGGGGAGACAGUCUAUACUUCGCGGACAUCCGGCGGGGAAACCGCAUGUAUUCGUACGAAGCUCUCUGAGAGAGCGAGGGAAAAAAAAGAAGAAGGAUCUGGCGCCGAGGGAAACCCGGGUGUUCUCAAGUGCUCGACAGAGACUUGAGAGGAGAAAGGAGGUUCUUUGCGUUCCGAUUGCCGCGUAUCUUUCACGUUCCCUUUAUUGUCGUAUUUAAAAGAAUAAAAUUGUAAUAUUACUUUUAUAGAAGUUGAUCCUAUUAUUUAUCGUUAUCCCGUAUCGUUGAUCCUCGUGCAUGCGUGCCCGCACGCAACGGUUGAAAUUUUCUGUACAAAUAAUAAGGGUGGUGGAAAAGAGGUGGAAGGACGUGACGGAGAAAGAGAGAGAGGUAUUAAGGGGAAAAGAGAGAAAUCAGAAACACGCCGAGCAGUGCUGCUCCCUAUUGGCGACGUCGAGUCGCGCUCCCCACCCGGGACAGUCGAACGAGGUCCGAAGGCGAGUUCUCGGCGUGCAGCUACGGUGAUUUUCCCUUACGAGAGUGUACGCACGAGACCUCGUAGCUCUGCAACACAUCACGUUCCGUGUAAACAUCUCUGUACGUAUAAUACAUCGUGACUAGUAUCAAGCUAGAAUAUCAUCCUGGAAACGUGAAGAAAUAUAUUUCAAGGAAAUCGAAAAACAGCCAGAAGGAGAAAGAGAUAGAAAGAGACUGGUAGUGAAGUCCGCUUUAUACGCGUGCUAUCGUCGAUAUUUUCUUUCUCACCGAUCAACUGUGUGUGCGCCGAUCGUGAACGCGUCCCACGCGUGUGUCGCGUAUCACCGCCGCCGGUGAAACCGAGAGAAUUCGAACGAGUCAGAGGGUAAAAUAGGAUUUCUCGCGUGGUCGGUCCUCUCCCGUGGCACGCGCGGAGAGGGGUGCACGGAGAAGUGAGAGAGGGAGAAGGAAAGAAAGUGAGACAUCGCUGGACGAAGAUAGAAGAGGAAAGAGAAAGAGAAAGAGGAUAGAGACUCUUGAGGGGGAGCGACAAAGACGUGUAUAGUGCACAUAGGCGUUAGUGCUGCGCCCCAACGGCCGUUCGUCGAAGCUCAGUUAUCACAAUGGCUUCCGUGAAAGACACAGCAACUUUCUUCGCGGAGGGCACAGCGAGUCAGUUCGAACACGUCCUGAAGCUUUAUCCGCAAGCCCUCAGACUCAAGGCUGAUCAUAAGACGAAAAAACCCGAGGAGCUGAUCAAGUUGGAUAACUGGUACCAGAAUGAGCUUCCAAAGAAGAUCAAGUCGCGCGGCAAGGACGCGCAUCUCAAUCACGAGGAACUGGUGCAAACGAUGAAAUGGAAGCAAAUACGUGGGAAGUUUUAUCCUCAACUGUCCUAUUUAGUAAAAGUGAACACACCUCGCGCUGUGAUGGCGGAAACGAAAAAGGCGUUCAAAAAACUUCCAAAUCUCGAACAAGCGAUUACUGCCCUCUCGAAUUUAAAAGGAGUAGGUACCACGAUGGCGUCAGCUCUAUUAGCAGCAGCAUCACCAGAGAAUGCACCCUUCAUGGCGGACGAAUGUCUGAUGGCAAUACCGGAAAUCGAGGGCAUCGAUUAUACCACCAAGGAGUACCUCAAUUUUGUUCAGCACAUUCAAAAUACCGUGGAGAGGCUGAACAAACAAACGUCGAACGGCAAAACAUGGAGCCCUCACAGGGUGGAGCUCGCUCUGUGGACCCACUACGUGGCGUCUGAGCUGAAGCCAGAGCUGUUGGACGGCAUUCCAGGCUCCACAGAGAACGGCAAUUCCCAUCCGCCCAGCAACGGCGAGGCGACAGAACCGUCGGACGACAGCAAUCAGGAAGCGGCACUGAACGGUAAGGAACUAGGCAGUAUUGAUCCGGCGGCCAUCGACGAGAACAGCAUGACCACGUCCUUCACCGAAGACUCGAUGGAUAAACCAGCUACGCCGAUUACAGCGGCCGUCGCCAGCGAAGAUACAAACGAUUCACUCGCCACGAACGACAACGACGACAGCAACAACACUCCCCGACCGACAGACAGCGAGGACACCGAAGACUCGCAGGACGUCCAGGAGCCGCCCACUAAGAAGAGUAAGAAGUGACCCACCGCCAGCCAGGGAGCCACGAAUACAAGCAACAACGUCAGCACCCUCGUGUCGGCCGCCAAUCUAACGCUGAUCGCAGCGAGGCGCUUCUAAAAACCGCCAGGGUCACCGAUCAGGGUCGCGGAUAGUAGACCUGUAGCCUACCAUCGCACCAUCACGAUCGUUUUUUGAUGAUUCUCCUUCGCUCCUGCUCUCUCUCUCUCUCUCUUUCUCUCUCUGUCUCUUUGUCUCUCUCUCUGUCUCUCUCUUCCUUUCCUUCCCUCUUCCUACUCUAUCUCCAUUCUCUUUCUCUAUUUUUUUCCUAUUUGUACUUGUUCCUAAUUUUUCUUCUUCUAUCUUUUUCCUUCCUUUUCUCCUUCCCUCCCCCCCUCUAAGUUAUUUAUCCGCAUUAAAUUUGUAAGAUUCCUCUUUGUAUCCCACUCCAGUCCUUUUUUGGGACCGAUUUUUCUUUUUCAUCAUGUUUUAUAAUCCAGUACAUCUUUCUGCUCUUAUCUUGUAGACUCUCCUGCUAUUGUUUGUAGAAAUUUUCCUCGAGAUCUCGUGUAAAAUAGUGUUACUGCAUAUACGAUGGAAAGCGGAAGUUGUUGUGUGUAAGCACCUUGCUGGUUUUUAGAUUCAUCGGGCUCAAUUGGAGGCAAAAAAAGAAAGAGGUAAAAAGCUCGACCGAUGUUUCGAAGAUUUCCUUCCUUUGUUCUUAAUUUCUCUUACUUUUUCUUCCUUUUUUUUUUUUUUUUUCUUUUUUUCUUUUUUUCUUUUUCUUCGCGUUCGUUUUACAUUAUUGGCCAAUAAUAGUGACCAAGUUUUUUUUUUUAGGUCAUGAACUUGUAAUUAGCAUUACAAGCAACAGUUGACGUAACUUUUAUACGAUGUGAUAAUAGUAAUAGUUACUUUCUUUUCUGAACGGGAGAAUCGUUCACUUUUUAAGACUCCGAGGAAACUUCGAAUUGGCGGAGCUUUCUCACUUUUUUCUGCGGCGUGGCGUAGUUUUUAGGGAAUAUAAUUCUCUUUUCUUUUUUCCAUACGAUCGAAACGAGACGAUUCCUCACGGUACUGCCUUCUGAAUAAACCCGUUCCCUCCUCACUGCUUAUUACGCGAUAGCAAAACGACGUAGUCUUUAAUUAAAACAGCAAGUCAUCAUUCCUUUUUACCAUGAUUUAUACCGGCGUUUUUGAAGGCCACCGAAAUACGAAGGGCGAUACGAAACGAUGUUGACGCGUGUUUUUAACUUUUUCUUUGUUCUUUUUGUCAGAAAAAAAAAAAANAAAAAAAAAAAAGAAAAACAGAAAAAAAAAAGAAAAAAAAUUGAAAAACUGUGAGUGGGGUGUGCGUAGCGAAUGAGAGAGAAAUAAGAAGGGAAGAGAGAGUGGGUACAAAAAGAGGAGAGAGAGAGAGAGAAGAUGAGAGAGAACGUAUAAGACCGGGUGUGAGAGAGUUAUCGAGUAACUGAUUCCGUGACCAGCAAGAAGGAAUAUAAUAAUAUUAAAAAAAAAAAAAAAAAAAAAUGGCGGUACACACACU